Molecule: messenger RNA, 2340 nt
Organism: Alexandromys fortis (reed vole)
Lineage: Eukaryota; Metazoa; Chordata; Mammalia; Rodentia; Cricetidae
Gene: Ackr4
Product: atypical chemokine receptor 4
Exons: 4
Coding region: 470-1522 (350 amino acids)
Biological process (GO): cell chemotaxis; calcium-mediated signaling; positive regulation of cytosolic calcium ion concentration
Cellular component (GO): external side of plasma membrane; membrane
Molecular function (GO): scavenger receptor activity; C-C chemokine binding; C-C chemokine receptor activity
Source: RefSeq, a predicted model, not a curated record
GGUAGCUUUACUUUGGUUCUUAAGACUGGCUAUGGUUGAAUGCUUACACCAUGGAAAGUGGCAAACGGCACGAAUUAGUGGUUCUAAGAAAAACAAGAGAAAGCCACCACGAGAGUCACACUUUGAACCCCGGAGAGAACACCACAGUGAGCCUACUGCAGAAGUAGACAAAGCACGCACUCCCGCUGAAGGGAAACACUCAGUGGGACCCGACAAUCCUGCAGUUCGGGAGCCAAGCUGGAAUUCCUUCCGUCUGUAUCCAGACAUUUAAGAAUUUGGCUGGACUCCACAGGAAGGCUUUACAGAGUACUUAAUCAAGUGCUCCAGAGGUUAAAUUUCAGGAAAGCCCUCUUGGAUCCGAGAUAAAGGCGGGGUGUAAAAAGGGAAAACAAGAGUCCUGUGAGUCAGAGGUCCUUCGCUCUCCUCCUCACUCAAGACUGCAGACUCCCAGCUCAAACAGCUCGGUGCCAUGGCUCUAGAGCAGAGCCAGCCAACAGAAUACUAUUACGAGGGAAACGAAAUGAAUGACACCUACGACUACAGCCAGUAUGAAACCAUCUGCAUAAAAGAAGAGGUCAGGCAGUUUGCAAAAGUCUUCCUCCCUGCCUUCUUUGCGAUAGCCUUUGUCAUCGGACUGGCAGGGAAUUCUACAGUUGUGGCAAUUUACGCCUAUUACAAGAAACAGAGGACCAAGACAGAUGUGUACAUCCUGAAUCUGGCUGUGGCAGACUUGUUGCUUCUGGUGACACUGCCCUUCUGGGCAGUUAACGCAGUCCACGGGUGGAUUCUAGGGAAAAUGAUGUGCAAAGUAACUUCGGCCCUGUACACGGUAAACUUCGUCUCUGGGAUGCAGUUCCUGGCUUGUAUCAGCAUUGACAGAUACUGGGCAAUCACUAAGGCCCCCAGCCAAUCAGGAGCAGGGAGACCCUGCUGGAUCAUAUGUGGCUGUGUGUGGGUGGCUGCUACCUUGCUGAGUAUACCCCAGCUGGUUUUUUAUACCGUGAAUCACAAUGCCAGGUGCACUCCCAUCUUCCCCCACCAUCUGGGAACAUCUCUGAAGGCAUCCAUUCAGAUGCUGGAAAUCUGCAUCGGCUUUGUGGUUCCCUUUCUUAUCAUGGGGGUGUGCUACGCCAUCACUGCAAGGACGCUCGUCAAGAUGCCGAAUAUUAAAAAGUCUCGCCCCCUCAAGGUUCUGCUCACGGUGGUUGUAGUUUUCAUUGUCACCCAGCUGCCUUACAACAUUGUCAAGUUCUGCCAAGCCAUAGAUGCCAUCUACUUGCUGAUCACCAACUGUGACAUGAGCAAGCGCAUGGAUGUCGCCAUCCAAGUCACAGAGAGCAUCGCGCUCUUCCACAGCUGCCUCAACCCUGUCCUGUAUGUCUUCAUGGGGGCCUCCUUCAAAAACUAUAUCAUGAAAGUGGCCAAGAAAUAUGGAUCCUGGAGAAGACAAAGACAGAACGCAGAGGAAAUUCCUUUUGAUUCCGAGGCUCCUACAGAUCCAACCAGUUCUUUUAGCAUUUAAAUAUAAAAUUCUCUCUGCUUUUUGCUUGGACACACAUACACACACACACACACACACGUACGUGAGGUUUCUUACUCAAAUAAAAUAUUUGUGUUACACUGAGACUCAAAUGUCCAAAACUAGACUGUUGUUGCAAUGUAUAACAAAGAAGGAGCAAAGGGUGGGGGUGUGGCAAAGACAGACACCAGAAAGUAAACAACAAACGGGCAGAACCUGGAAAUUAAAGUUACUGCAGGAAAACAGCAUGGUGGGGAGGAGAAAAACGCCCUACUCUAAAGACGAAGCCUAUGGCGGUGGGGUGUUUGCAUCUUGACUACAGUGGUGGCUGCUCAAAUCCAGAUGUGCCACAUAGGAAUUUCAACGGCCUACUUUUGAUAGCAACUGUAAUUAUGAAAUAUAAAACAUUGGCUAAAUGAGCAUCCAAGACCAUCUCAUGUGGUAAGUCACUGUGUAAGGGUUAUCCGGGACCAUCCUGUGUGAUAAGUCAUGAGUAAGGGUUAUCUGGGACCAUCCUGUGUGAUAAAUCACGGGUAACGGUUAUCUGGGACCAUCCUGUAUGAUAAGUCACUGUGUAAGGGUUAUCCGGACCAUCCCGUGUGAUAAAUCAUGGGAAACGGUUAUCUGGGACCAUCCUGUGUGAUAAAUCAUGGGUAACGGUUAUCUGGGACCAUCCUGUAUGAUAAGUCACUGUGUAAGGGUUAUCCGGACCAUCCCGUGUGAUAAGGCACUAGGUAAAGAGCCCCCAAGACCAUCUUGUACUAUUUUGUAACUUCCUUUGAGUAGACAGCAACUUUAAAAUAAAAAGUUAAAAAAUCCCA